AUGGACUGGGUCAAGAUUUUGCUUUUCAUCGACCUUUCAAACCCCGUUCAAUCCAAUGAAGAUACAUAUUCUCUUCUGCGGCAGUAUCUUCAAGAAUUUUCCGAGAUAUCCGGUGAUGACAUACAGCAUCUCCAGCAUAGAAUGACUGCUUCUCCACAAUUCGUUGGAAACUGCAGUGAUGCAGACAUAACAUUUUACGAAAUGCCAUUGGAUGAGAAUGACCGACGCGCAUUUAGAUAUGCCAUGACGAACUAUGGAGAGACUUUGCAUCAACGAGUCAUCCAGGGAAGUAAAUCAUCCCCAUGGUCAGCUCUCGAAGCGAGAUGCAGUUCCUGGGUUCCGGUCAAUCCUCGCUUUACUGGAGACGACGAAAUAGGGCCACUCAGUCUUGCAUCGGUAUUCAGUCCCAAGAAGGAGGGAGCCAGAGAAGAGUGGUAUAACGACUUCGCCGAGCGAGCUCAAACUCAAUAUGACCUCCUGGGUUAUAUCGUUGACUUGAUGCGAACUUUGUGUACGAGUAUCGGGAACUACUAUGUGAAUUUUGAGAACGAAGACCCCUGGAUGAAAGCAGAUAAGCUGUAA
Molecule: messenger RNA, 582 nt
Organism: Penicillium brasilianum
Lineage: Eukaryota; Fungi; Ascomycota; Eurotiomycetes; Eurotiales; Aspergillaceae
Source: the annotation of a GenBank genome assembly